GUACUCAUUCAGACUCAUGAUCCGGCAUAUACGGAGAUGCUUGAGCAGACAGCCGAAGCGCGUCACCGCAUGGCAAUAGCCGAAGCGACAGUGAACCCACCAUAUACCGCUCCUCCGAUGUUGGCCGGCCCGUAUGCUGGCAAUACCGACGGAGAAGUUGAGGAGAUGGUCAUAGCCCAUAAAAAGAAAGAUAAGAAGAAGGCAUCAGGCGGUGAUGGAGGACGUCUCACUGCUGUACCCGCAAAGAAGGUUGCACGCCGGGAGGCCGUGCCGGUCGCCGACGUGGAGCCUGAAAGGGAUCCAGGGGAGUUUAUUGUCCACAUUGAAAGGGAUGAGUCUCCUCUCGAUAUAGAUGGGUUUGUAGCUGAGAUGGAAGAAUUGGCUUCAUCUGAUCCCCCGAAGGGAACGCCUAGACCAGAUAGUUCCAGACCUGACGUUGCGUAUGUGGAUGUUUCGGGCAAGAAGAAAGAAGAGGGCAAAGAUUCAUCUAGUCCUCCGGAAGGAGAGGCCUUUGUUGUGGACUUUUCAUCAAAACGGAGUCAAGGUGAACAGGCACUUAGGGAAGAAGCAAAAUCUAAGAGCCAUCUACUUUGUCAUUUGCCCAAGAAUCCAUAUUGCAAGACCUGCCAGCAAGCCAAAAUGUUGAAGCCCCCAUCCCGAGUAUCCGGGGGGUCCAAGCACAUUGAUGCCGAAAGAUUUGCAAAACACAUCACUGCCGACUUUCUAAUCGCCGCUACCGACGAGGAAGCGGGGCUUGAUGGAGAACAGGUUGCAAUGGUUGUGAAGGAUGUGGCCACUGAUUUCAUGUACAUCUAUCCCAGUGGUAGGAGAACGGCCAAGGAUGCUGUUUUGGCCUUAAAGCACUUUAUAGCUCAAUUCAAGGGCAUCGCAUCCGAUGAUCAAGAUGAUGACGACGGGGUCGAUCGCGACCUUUCAGAUCAAGAUGCAAAGCCUGCGCGGGAGCCAAAUGCCGAGACGUUGACAAGCUGGGUGCCCGACGAAGAGAGGGUCUCAGUCUAUCAGCGCAUCGUUCAAUGGGAGGAACGCUUGAAGGAGCUGAGGACUUCCUGUGUGGGUGUCGCCUACGAAGAUGGCAUCUCUGGAAUCCAGACGCUCGGCGGGAGCCAGCAGCCGGUUGACAUUGUGAUCGACACAUGCCUCUGUUCGGACGUCGAGAAGAAUUUCAAGUCCUACACAGGCAUCCUCAAGCUGUUUGAAACCGUUCCCCAGGCCAUCUUUGGUCAUGUGGACUGCCCACCGGAAGGUGAGGUCGACGUGCUUUUGAUUGGUGACUCCUCCACGGCUCUGGUUGACUAUCCAGAUGAUCCCAAGAAGAGAAAGAUGAUCAGCCUGGGGGAAAUCCUUGCACAGUCGCCGCCUAAUGGUGUGCGCAAGGUCGCUGCCGAAUUUACUGAGAAGCAGCAUCGAAGGGUCAUCAACGCAAUGGACGAGAUCAUCAAGAUGCGAAGGCAUACCAUGAUCUAUGACAUUGUGGUCUUCGGAUGUGGGGAUUCCUACUCAUAUGGACUCCCACCGUCGUAUGGGCUGGAGAUGGGUCGGUGCUUUGAGCAUCUCAUUGCUGGGGGAGUGAGGUGCGUUUCGACGUGCAUGCCCUCGGCAUUCAGCACGAGGUAUGACAAGCUCCACAUGACGGACCUCCCAUCGAACCGAACUCUCAUGAUAAAGUUUUUGAGGUCCAUGAUCCGAGCCCAUUUGAUCGUUAUGCAGAUCGAAGAAUUGGAGCCAAUCUUGCGCCAGAAGGCGUCAUUCCUGGAUGACGACCCCGAAGAACGCAUGAAGAUUGUCUAUCAAUACCCGAACCUGGCCCAGUUCAAGUUCUCACUCUCCAAGACGGACCAAGUCCAGGCGGCUCUCAACCGUGCGGCACUUCCAGUUUCUCUCGCCCAGGAAGCCCAGACUGCUGAUGAGCAUCUCAUGGACUACAUGGCCGAGCUGAAUGAAGUCGCCGAGGAUGAAGCCACCCGGGAGGGUGCGCCGAAACCCAUUGAGUUUACGGAGAGUGACCUCAAAUCCAUCGUGCCAGUCUUCAAGGACGACGUGGAUUCAGAUGAGGAAGAGGCCAGAUUGAGGGAGCAUCUACAGGCUGAUUUUGAUGACGCCGCCGAUGCCGACUGGUCUCCGGUGCGGAGCGAAGCAACGGAGAACAUCCCUGGAAUUGAUGAGUGGGAAGCCAUCGACGACUCCCGCCCCGACAUUGUGCACAACAUCUUUGAUCGUGAAGACAAUGUUGAAAGCCACACUGAGGUGGACUAUGGGGCAGACAAUGAAGAAACCGCGGGGCCUGUCGAUGAGUUUGCUGACGCCAUCGUGAUCCAGGACGACGCCAUGGACGUCGACAAGACCGAGACCGAGACCAAGGACGAUGCCGGGAAUCUGGACGAUGUCAUGGUGAUUGAAGAGCCAGAGACCGGCCACCCUGCGGUUGAGGUCACGAAUGAAGAGUCCAAGGCGCCUGAGACGGAGGAGGCUGUUGCCGGGGGGGACCCUGUGCCUGUUGUUGAUGUUGAGAAAACGGAGGGCAACCUCACCACUUCUGAGACGGUUGCCACCGAUGCCAACACCACCACAGCUGAGGGGUCUAAGCUCGCCGGGAGGCCUGCCAGUGAUGAGAAAGCAGCAUCAUCGUCAGCAAAGCCCAAGCCAGAGGCGAAGAAGAUGCCAUUGAGACGCAAAAGCUACAACGAACGGGUCAAGAAGUCAAAGGAUCAGGACGAAAGUGUUGUCCAAGCCCUCGUCCAGUCGAAGCGUGGCAAGAGCAUGGAUAUGCUGUUGGAGCAGUGGUCGUCAUUUUUGACAGGAGUGGAGCCCGGCAAGUUCUUUGCAUUGGUUCAACCCAAAGCCCUUUCAGGUGUGAUCCGCGACAUGGAGGCUGCAGAAGGCAUUGAGUCCGAAGAGAUGAAGAACUAUCUGUUUGCCUACUAUGCGGCGGUGUCCAACUCUGAGGUCAUUGAAGGACGAGGAAAGGGCAAAGGCAAGAACCGUGGAAAAGGAAAGGGCCGCCACCCGGGAGGGAAGGCCGGUGUCAUCACCCAGAUGAGGAUCGAGGACCUCAAGUACCAUGAUUGCGUCACCGCCCAAAAGGUGACCAUUCCCUUCCGAAAAUGUGAGAAAUGCGACCAAAAUAUGCUGGACGGCAUGGCAAAAUGCCCCUCUUGCUACAUUUCCAUGGAGGAAAACUAUGACGAUCUCGUCAGCUUCGCGAUCCAAAAUUGGACCGAUAAUCAUGGUGCCUUGGAUUGGAAUGUCCACACUGAUGAGCCUAUUGCAGAGGCGAGUGACGUGACAUUUCCAGCAGCCAUGGGUCCAAAGAAGACGGAAGGGUUGAUUGACAACCCACCCCGGAACUUCGACCCGAGGAUCACGGAGAGGUAUCGUCCCGAGGCCACAACUUGGAGAAUGUCCUCAUACGAUGAGCCCCAGGAAGGUUGCUAUCGGUGUGGGGCCCAAGACCACUGGCAGAGGGACUGCCCUUACCGCGGCAUGGGCGCACAUUACACGCGCCGUGUUCAAAGAGGUGAAUGGGGAUAUGCCCGGGACGAAAGUGGCGGCCAUCGCAGGUCUGGGUGGUAUGCCGACCAAUGGCGUUAUGCUGAUAGCUGGCGCCAGUGGAACUAUGGCUACGAGGACAGGAGGUGGGGAAAAGGGAAGAAUGACCCCAAGGGCAAGACCCACGACACUAGCUACGUCAAAGGACCUGCCAAAGGAAAAGGCAAGGGAAAAGGACGCAGCUACUCGGGAGGGUAUGCCGCAGAUCGCGAACGUGAGAGAUCUCCACCCCCUUCUGGUGGUGCAUCUUCGUCCGCUGGACCUCCGCCUCAAGAUUACCGCCCUGGGCGUAACACCAGAGUGAUUGAUGCUACGACCCAUGAGACCAUCACGAGCCAUGGUGUGAUCAGAGAACGUGUUGUCGAAGAAGCCGAUGGCACAAUGUACACUGAGAUCACCUUCCCUGAUGGCACAGUUGAACGG
This is a messenger RNA of Cladocopium goreaui, 3990 nucleotides long. Lineage: Eukaryota; Dinophyceae; Suessiales; Symbiodiniaceae. The record is from the annotation of a GenBank genome assembly.